UUUUGUAUUUAUCACUUUCUCUCUCGCCCAAACUUUUAAAAUGUUUUACCUGAUAAAAUAAUAUAUUUUUAAACUAUAAAGUACCUAAAAUAAUAUGACAAUAAUUGUAAUGAAUGAUAUUAUGCUUGUAAUGCGUUACUAAAAUGUUCAACCCAAAAACGAUUAAGUUACCCAAGAAAAAUGUUGAAAAUCAAGAUGUGUGCAAGUGCCGUCCGCUGUGCCGCAGCAGGCGCCGCCAGUGGCGGGGGCAGCAGCACCCGGCCUCAGCAGAGCGCACUCUGCUUGCGAGGCCGCCGCCCGAGUGUCUUACACGGCGAUUUGAGAAAGUGAGCCCCCAGGGCCUAUGUCCUCUCCUUGCCGUGGACAAGCGAGUGGGACUCAAAGAAUCCCCCCGACAGGCCGUGCUGAGGCUCUGCACGGCUCCCCUCGAUGAUGCAGUGGACACCACGUACUUGGACUAUAUGCAGCUUGCUAAGGACUUGGGUGCCUGGCAGCUAGCCCGCCCUCCGCCGUGCGAGCACCACCCCUGCUCGUGCUGCGGGUGCGACCCCCGCGGGUACCCGCUGCCCGAGCCGGAGAUCACCAUGGCUGAUGUGGACAGCUUCGAGGAAAGGGUUAAACAGGAUGGUGGUGGUUCAGGGUACAGGGCCAUGUAUUGAAAUUGAAAUAUCGUUUAUUUGACGUAGAAUUUUACUAUUACUUGUGAAUAAUUAUAAUAACUCUACCAGCAUUUCACGAA
This is a messenger RNA of Plutella xylostella (diamondback moth), 739 nucleotides long. RefSeq lists its product as uncharacterized. The record is from RefSeq and is a predicted model, not a curated record. Lineage: Eukaryota; Metazoa; Arthropoda; Insecta; Lepidoptera; Plutellidae.